Molecule: messenger RNA, 818 nt
Organism: Chrysochloris asiatica (Cape golden mole)
Lineage: Eukaryota; Metazoa; Chordata; Mammalia; Afrosoricida; Chrysochloridae
Exons: 2
Source: RefSeq, a predicted model, not a curated record
UAUCUCCAGAAAGGACUCAGAAUCCACUGGCAUAUAAAACUCUACUUUGUACUCGCCGGUACUUAUUCCCCAGGUCUCCUCCUGUAUGUACAACUUCUUACGAAGAAGACAGCUACUCAACUACAUCCGGUGAAAGCAGUGAGGCCCCAUUGAUCUCAGCUGUCAAUCAAGAAAUGAAGAAGACUGUCAGGAGAGCUCCCAAGCAGGCCUGGAACAGUCCAUUUUUGGAAAGUCAAAUGACCAAAAAACCAACUCGACCACACUCAGCAGAUCCUGUGCACCUGGAGGCUACAGGCAAGCACAUUGAUAUACAAGCCAGACUUCCAAACCGGUCCUCCAGCAUCUCAGAUAAAUACCCUAUCCUAUAUGGUCCCUCGGGGAGACCUUUUACUGCCAUAGGCCUCUGCAGAGGAAGCCAGACGCCCUCACCCCGGAAUAGAGCCUCUCGCAGUUUCUCAGAACACGAUCUAGAACACAGGAUGGUUACCAAACAAGAUACUCUGAAAAACCCAGAUUUCUCAAAUGGGCAUCUAGGCACGCCCGGAAAUCCCACCAGAAGAUGCACAGUUACCAUGACUCCGGAGAUGCUCCCCAAGCAUCCUCAUUUUCCUGGGGAAAAGGGGCCCAGGACAGACACCUCCCUUCAGGGCAAUCUGGCAGGAGCGCCCAUUCCUCGGCUUGCCCCCGCUUCCACACAUCUCUCCUCAGAGAGGUUAAUAAAAGUUUGCCCUUCUCCCCACUCCCGCCCACCACGGCGUUUCCAUAAGGCUUGUUCACAGGCCCCUCCUUGGCCAGGGGUGAAUGCUCACUUGCAUUGA